Pocillopora verrucosa is the source of this 1947-nucleotide messenger RNA. Lineage: Eukaryota; Metazoa; Cnidaria; Anthozoa; Scleractinia; Pocilloporidae. The record is from RefSeq and is a predicted model, not a curated record.
AUGCCUAUGGGAUGCUUAGAAGUGGGGGAUAAAGCUGGAGAGAGACGGGCUUAUGGAAGUCUUGGCAAUGCCUAUCAUAGCUUAGGCGAUUUUCAUAAGGCUAUCAGUUACCACGAGCGUCGUCUACAAAUUGCAAAAGAAGUGGGGGACAAGGCUGGAGAAGGAGAGUCAUACGCCAAAGAGGAGGAUGAGGUACCUUAUUACACCGGCAGGAAAGAUUUGGCAGAUAUAGAAGAUGCAACAGUAGACACUGAAGACAAUGAAAAGACUUUGAUCAAAAGAGGAAAAAUCGGAGGUAAGGAAGACUCAUGGCACCUGAGGGAAGCUGGUGCCUCUAUCAAACUUUGCAGUGGAGCUGUACAACAACCUGUGCCAUUUACAUGUAGAUGCUUAUUGUGGAACCCCAGGACCCUCUCCCCCUCCACUGCCAGUGAUGAGAUAUUGGUUAGCAGUGUUAUUGAAAUAUCUCAUGAUGGCCCACCAGAUCUGGAUUACAAGAAAAGUUUUGAAGGAAUAAGUUUUACUGUAUCUUUGCUGCACAGUGCCCCAUAUUUGGAGGGGUAUGAGGUGGUUAUCAAGCAACUGACUGACCAAGAGAACAAUGAAUGGAAGGAAUUAAAGACACAGAAUACUUGGCAUGGAUCAGAAACUUCAACAGUUCCCAAGUGGCUUUUCCCAUUUGCACAAGCUGUUUGUACAAAAUCAGCAGUUUCUUCAUUUGCUGCAGUCUGGCGUCCUAAGUCUUUCACCUUUUCAAGAGGUACUGCAGGAGGCCCGGAAUUGACCUGUAUUGUGCCUGACCUUCCUGAUGUCAGUGUCCAAAUUCCUCAGAGUUGUGUUCCUGUUUAUCAAGAUUUCUGUGUGACAAUCAAGGUACAAGAAUUCCCAAGCAGUGAGCUAAAAGGAGAGGGAGGACUUGUCGGUCCAGUUAUUUACAUUUCAGGCUCUCAAAAUGUUAGUCUCAUCGCGCCUGUAACAAUAAGGAUUCCUCUCACCUUCCGUAAAGAAAAACAAGAGUUGGCAGAGUUACGUCCCGGUGAACUGAGGAUAUUACAAUGUGAAGCACAUGACUGGAAAGACAUUACAGAUAAAUUAGAUGAACCGCCACGUCUUGUAGAUGGGAAAGUGCAAUUUAAAGUUAGGCAUUUCUCUGGAUUCCGUCCAAUCAAGUUGAUGAGAUCACUUUUACAAUCUACUUCGGGCUUCACUGAGUUUGUAGGAAAACUUUGCUAUAGGUCUAGGCCUCAGCAUGCCCGAUUUUUUACGUGCUUGUGUGAGACCGGUGUUCGUGGACAUUUUAAACUCAAACUUUUUUGCUAUCCUCAAAGACUGUAUUAUGAUGUAAUACGGAAAAUAUCGGAAUGUGUCGUACCCUACAAAGACGAAGGCUGCUCUUCUAAACCAGUUUGUGGAGAGGAGAAAAUUUUGGUGUCUCUUUCCGAGGCUAUCAUACCCCAGGGCACAGACCAAAAAAAUGCCCUGCAGUUUGUGAGAUUCCACGAGAACAAAGUUUAUUACACAGGUGGUGAAGUUUGCUUAGGAAGUGAGAGUGUUCCAGGAGUGAAGUUUUGCGACCAAAAUCAGCAACUUUUGUGCAACAUUAUCAUGGUAUUAGCGUCUCAAGUUUCUAUUCCUGUCACCUCUGACUUUGAAGAAGGAAGUGGUAUCUCCUCCCAAAGUGUGAAACAUUCAAUCGUAAAGCAUCCAAAUUCUGAAUCAUCGUCAUGCAGCCCUGUUGCAGCUCCUAGGAAGAAGAUACACCAAUCUACAGGUUUGGUUUGUUAUCCUCAUUUGGUUAAAGAUGGUGAACCAUCAGAUGAGGAGUUGGAAUGUCUGUCCAGGGAACUUGCAGGAAAAUGGAAGACAUUAGGAAGACGCCUGGGAUUCAACGAAGCUGCAAUAGAUGACUUUGAACAAGCCAAUAAGGAAGCUGGCAACGAGCAAUAG